UUUUGUUAUAAAAACACAGGCGUUUGCUGGCUGGCCAGCACUGUAUUUAAGUUUCUGAGACACCUUUGACAAAGCGCUUUUCGUCGUCCAAGAGCACUAACAUGUCAGAAAAAACUACAAGCGUCGUCCGUGGUGAAGAAUUGGCAUUCCCAAAACCGGGCGACGAGGUGGUGAUUUCUGGAAUUGCCGGGAGAUUUCCAGAGUCGGAUAACUUGAUAACUUUUCGAGAGAAUCUUGUCAACAAGGUUGAUCUUAUCACCGAUGAUGAUCGCCGUUGGAAAUCGGAAAAUCCGGAUAUUCCCCAACGAACUGGGAAGGUGAAUAAUAUUGAAAAGUUUGAUGCGGAAUUUUUUGGAGUGCACUUCAAAGAAGCUCACACUAUGGAUCCCGCAGCAAGAAUGAUAUUAGAACAUACUUACGAAGCUAUCAUUGAUGCUGGUGUGAAUCCUCGCCAACUCCGUGGAACUAAUACUGGAGUCUUCGUGGGUGCCUGCUAUAGUGAAUCAGAAAAAUCAUGGCUGUAUACAGAUUUUCAGGCAAACGGGUUGGGUAUACCGGGCUGCUGUCGUGCCAUGAUGGCCAAUCGAAUCUCUCAUUGGUUGGGAUGUACAGGGCCGAGCUACACUGUGGACACCGCGUGCAGUUCAAGUCUAUAUGCCAUGGAUCAUGCGUAUAAAGCGAUUAGAACUGGAGAAUGUCAAGAUGCCAUUGUUGUUGGAUGUCAUUUGUGCCUACAUCCACAUUUAUCACAGCAGUUUUUUCUCCUUGGCGUGCUUUCCGCUGAUGGUAGCUGUAAGUCGUUCGAUAAUGAGGGAAACGGCUACUGUCGUAGUGAAGCGAUGUGUACAAUUUAUCUUCAGAAAUCCAAGGAUGCAAGACGAAUUUAUGCACAUGUCGUUCACACAAAAACAAAUUGUGACGGUUACAAGGAAGAAGGAAUUACCUUUCCGUCAAGUACAAUGCAACGUGUUCUUCUGGAACAAUUUUAUGAAGAGUGCAAGAUUUCACCAUCAAAAUUGGCCUUCUUAGAGGCGCAUGGUACUGGAACCAAAGUGGGUGACCCUGCCGAAGUAAACGCUAUUGAGAAAGUAUUCUGCCCUGGACGAACAACUCCACUUCAAAUUGGUUCAAUUAAAUCUAAUUUGGGGCACACCGAACCAGCAAGUGGCCUUUGUUCUGUCGCGAAGGUUAUCCUUGCGAUGGAGAGUGGAAUCAUUCCGCCAAAUAUAAAUUAUAAUCGUCCCCGUGAAGAGAUCGAAGCAUUGAUGACAGGUCGCAUUCAAGUUAUUACCGAACCGACGCCAUGGAAGGGCGGUUAUGUUGGUAUAAACUCUUUUGGCUUUGGUGGUGGAAACGCACACGUUUUGCUGAAAUCAAAUCCGAAAGAGAAAAUUAAUAAUGGUGCACCUAAUGACGACAUGCCUAGACUUGUUGUUGUAUCUGGACGGACGGAAGAAGCUGUUAAAACUUUGUUGAAUGAUCUUGAAAGCAGACCAGUGGAUGUGGAAUAUAUCGGUCUUAUUCACAACAUACAUGCUGAAGAGAUUCCUGGUCAUUUAUACCGUGGACACACUAUAUUGCCAGCCCGAGGCAUAGCACAAAAUAACAUACGAGAUGUGCAGUAUUACCCUGGUGAAAAGCCACCGAUAUGGUUCGUGUUCUCUGGAAUGGGAUGUCAAUGGGUUGGGAUCGGUAAAAGUUGGAUGAAAAUUCCCGCAUUUGCUGCGGCCAUCCAAAAGUGUGAUGCCGCUCUCAAACCUCAUGCUGUUGAUAUCAUCAACAUUUUGACCAACGAAGAUCCAAAAACGUUUGAUGAUAUUAUCAACUCGCGUAUUGGCACUGCAGCGAUCCAGAUUGGUUUAGUAGAUGUACUGUCAUCGAUAGGAGUUAUACCAGAUCAUCUUACUAGCCACCUAGCAGGAGAGUUAGGCUGUGCGUACGCUGAUGGUUGUCUGACCGCGGAAGAGACUAUCCUAGCAGCAUACUUUGGUGGUUUGGUAUUGGCAGAAUCCAGAGCAGAUUGUCGAAGCCUGGCAGCUGUAAAACUGAAUGCCGUAAAACUGGGAAAUAUUUGUCCACCUGAUGUACGUAUCGAAUGCUCCCAUGGUCCAAAAGGUUCGAUAAUCAGUGGAUCCAACGAUGCGAUAACGAAAUUCAUUGCGAAAUUACGGGCUGAUAACAUCUGUGUCAAAGGCGAAGCUCGCAACAGCAUUAUCUACCACACUGGCGACGUGGAAGCAGUGCGCCAAAAAGUAUUAGCUCAUUUGAAGAAGAUUAUUCCGGAUCCAAAAUCUCGUAGCCAGAAAUGGCUGAUUAACUCCAUCUCACGGAGUAACCCAACAGACAGUUCGAAUUGCUUAUUUUCAGCUGAAUACUACACCAGCGGUUUAUUUACUCGUACUUCGUUUGGAGAAAUAUCCCAUAUAUUACCGAAGAAUGCAGUAACCAUUGAAAUAGCACCACAUAAUCUACUUCAAGUUGCUUUAUUGGGGUCCUCAAAUGACAAAUUGACCCAUAUCGGUUUAACGAAAUGUAAAAAUGUUGACAACAUCGACGUUUUACUUGAUGCUAUUGGAAAAAUGUACGAAGUUGGAUUAUCUCCCAAAUUGAGUAAACUUUAUCCCGAUGUUCAAUACCCAGUUAGCCGAGGAACUCCUAUGAUUUCUCCACUGAUACGUUGGGAACACUCAGAAGACUGGUACGUAGUUCGUUUGCAGAAACAAGACAAACUCGAUACUGGAAACAGAAUUAUUAACAUCAAACUGAUUGACGAGGAGUUUGAGUGGAUGUCAGGACACGUCAUCGAUGGAAGAAAUUUGGUUCCUGCGACCGGGUACCUAGAACUAAUUUGGCAAACUGUGGCAAUGAUGCAAGGAGAUGAGUAUAUGAAAGUUCCGGUAGUUUUUGAAAACGUAAAAUUUCACCGAGCAACUACAAUUCCAAAAGAUAAUGCCAUUAAACUGCAACUAAUGAUUCACAAAGGGUCAGGCAGAUUUGAAAUUGCUGAAGGUGAUACCAGUGUUGUCACUGGCUUUAUUCGAGUUGUUUCAAACCCAAGUCAAGAACGCGUCAAAACUGAUGUACUUCAUUUGAAAGAGGAAAAGUUUCACCUAACGAGUAGAGAUAUCUACAAGGAGUUGCGCCUCAGAGGCUAUCAAUAUUCAGGUUUGUGUCGGAGUCUCACUGGGGCGUCCUUAAAAGGAAAAAGGGGUCGGAUAGCUUGGCACAAGAACUGGGCAGCUUUUAUGGACAACAUGCUUCAAAUGAAAAUUCUUUUAAUUGACACCCGAGGACUGUUCGUUCCUACGGGUAUUCAAAAACUGGUAAUAGACACAAAGAUGCAUAUACAACAACUGAACUCAAUGCCUGACGAAAACCAAGAAUUCACAGUAGAGGUUUACAAAGAUUUAGACAUUAUUGUAUCCGGUGGAAUAGAAAUACGAGGACUAAGGGCCAAUGCCAUUGCUCGCAGGAGGCCAGCAACAGAUCCUGUUUUAGAAAAACAUGCGUUUGUAGCGCAUCGCGAUCGAGCUAAGACGGAAAUAGAAGUGAUUACUUGCAUCGCUACACAGAUAGUUCUUGAAAUCCAUUGUGGUAUCAAAAUAAAAACAUGCGAACUAAUAGAUAACGCGUAUGACGUAUCUCCUGAAAAUUUGAUAUCUCCUUUGAUUCGAAAAGUUUUGAACAACUUACCGUUACUUCAAGCGGACUUGAAUGUCUUCGCACCCCUGCACAAGUUUUCCGAUGAUGCCUUAUCUUCUGAUAUUAAAAUUUCUCAACCAAAAAAAUUGUCAACUGAACUUAUUAAUGCUGCCUUGAUUGUCACCCAUGGACUUCUUUCUGACAGAAAUGCAAAAUUGCUGAAACAAAUUCAUGCAGCAAUGAGAGACGGAAACUUCAUGCUAGCUAGAGAGCCGCUGGACAGUAACGUUGACGUUAUCCGAAAUAUGGUAGAUGAAUACUUCCACAUCAUUCUAGAAAAAUGCACAUCCAGUGAUUUGAUCAUUUUACUUCGUAAAAAAGAACAGCGGACAGGAUUCACUACCGUUGUCAGAAUCAACAACGAUGAAUUCACCUGGCUCGAAAAUCUACAGGCUGCGUUAAAGGUAGAAAACAAAAAAGCUGGUCGAACCACUGAACGAAUACUACUUGUCAGCGAGGGAGAUUUACAGAGUGGACUUAUGGGAUUAGUCAAUUGUCUCCGAAGAGAACCAGGUGGUGAAAUCAUUCAAGGUUUAUUGAUUCAAGACUUAGAAGCUCCGGAAUUCUCUCUAGAAAAUCCAUUCUAUUCCGAACAAUUGAAUUUGGGUUUGGCCCUCAAUGUUCUGCGUCCUGGAGAACUGUGGGGGUCUUAUCGGUUUUUCCCCAUGGAACCGUUGAUAUCAAAACCCGUCUUUCACGCGAGCCUCAGCCAGGCUACGCGUGGCGAUUUAAGCUCGGUCCAAUGGAUCGAAGGUACGAUUCAGCCCAACAACCAAAACAGGGACAUCAUUCAAGUGCAUUAUUCAUCGAUAAACUUCCGCGAUGUUAUGCUACUCACUGGGAAACUAGCACCUGAGGUUAUCACCAGCAGAAGGAUGUUACAAGACCGCGUAUAUGGAUUUGAAUUUGUUGGAAGAGAUGUAAAUGGUCGUGCCGUUAUGGGAUUGACUGAAGCUGGAGCUUUUGCAAAUCUAUGCAUGUGCGACAACGAUCUUCUUUGGCCUGUUCCGGAUAACUGGACUCUUGAAGAGGCAGCUACCGUUCCAGUUGUUUACGUAACAGUCUACUAUGCGCUUAUGUUAAGCGGUAAGAUGGAAAAGACGGAUAAGGUGUUGAUUCAUGCUGGAAGUGGUGGCGUCGGACAGGCAGCCAUAGCGGUGGCGCUUUACAAGGGCUGUGAAGUUUUCACAACAGUCGGUACGCAACGAAAACGAGAUUUCAUCAAGAACCAGUUCCCACAAAUCGAUGAUGACCAUAUUGGAAAUUCACGAGACACAAGUUUCGAGCAAUUAGUUUUGCGGAAAACGCGAGGACGAGGAGUGGAUAUCGUUCUAAAUUCUUUAGCAGAGGAAAAGUUACAAGCGUCGGUUCGUUGUUUAGCAACGGGCGGAAGAUUUCUGGAAAUCGGAAAAUUUGAUCUUGCGGCCAACAACCCUCUUGGCAUGGAAGCUUUUCUGAAGGGCAUUAGUUUUCACGGAAUCCUCUUGGAUAAUUUAUUUAAUGGCUUUAUCGAAGAGAAAAAGAUAAUAUGGGCCAUGCUGACUGAGGGCAUAAAGAUUGGCGCUGUCAAACCACUCGUCCGGACUGUAUUUCCAAUGGACCAGGUUGAGGCGGCACUUAGAUAUAUGGCAGGCGGAAAACAUAUUGGCAAGGUGAUAAUCAAAAUUCGUAACCAGGACGAAGGAUCUCAGUCUCUUCGACCUCCGGCUCUUCCUCGUUAUUACUGCUCGGAUGAUGGUAGUUAUCUCAUUCUUGGUGGUCUGGGUGGAUUCGGCCUUGAGCUAGCCGAUUGGCUUGUGCUGCGUGGAGCAAAGAAACUAGUCUUCACAUCUCGCAAAGGAGUCAGUUCUGGAUAUCAAUGUAUGAGAAUUAACCUUUGGCAAGAAUACGGAGUAAAGGUCGUCGUCGUAGUGGGAAAAGAUGCCUCGACAUACGAGGGAUGCGAAGCUAUUUUGAAAGAAGCAGCGUCACUUGGACCAGUUCUCGCAAUUUUUAAUUUGGCUGUUGUACUCAAAGAUGCCCUUUACGAAAAUCAGACAGUGGAAUCAUUCGAAGAAUCUUUCAGAGUCAAGGCUUGGGCUACAAAGCAGAUGGAUCAAUUAUCAAGAAUAUUGUGCCCGCAACUCAGGCAUUUCGUGGUGUUUUCGUCGGUAUCUUGUGGAAGAGGUAACCCGGGACAAACGAACUACGGGAUGGCUAACUCUAUCAUGGAAAGAAUAUGCGAAAACCGAGUAGCAGAGAAGUUGCCCGGCUUGGCUAUACAAUGGGGAGCCGUCGGUGAUGUCGGACUCGUUGCUGAAAUGCAGGAAGAUAACAAGGAAGUUAUUAUCGGCGGUACCCUGCAACAACGAAUAUUGUCUUGUCUGCAAGAACUCGAUGGUUUUCUGAAUCAAGCAUCUCCAGUAGUGUCGAGCAUGGUAGUUGCUGAGAAAAAGUCCGGAGGCGCUAGGGCAGACAUUCUUGCUACAGUCGUAGAUAUAAUGGGACUCAAAGACCUCAAAACAGUUAGUCUGCAAACGCCGUUGGCUGAACUUGGAAUGGAUUCAAUGAUGGCAGUUGAAAUCAAACAGACGUUAGAACGUGAAUUUGAAGUAUUUCUAACCGCAGCGGACAUUCGUGGUCUCAAUUUUGCAAAGUUGCAAGAAAUGUCUUCGAAAAAGGCAAAUGGAAGCGAGGAAGACCAAGGGUCGCAGCCCAAAACCGAUGAAAACUUGAGAGGCAUGCAACUGCUUAUUCGAAAUCUGGGCACCGUUGAACUGAACAGAAAUGUCUGCGUGCAACUAGUAACAAGUGCAAAAGGAGGAGAAGAAGUCUUCAUGAUACCAGGAAUUGAAGGAACUUACUCUGUAUUUCAAUCGUUGGCUGUUAAAUUAAAAUCACAAACAACAUGUUUGCAGCUCGGAAUAAAUUGUUCGAAUUUGAAGACUAUCGAGAGUUUAGCUGACUUUUUAAUGCCUCAUCUUCAAGCAAGAAAUAAGGGUAGCCGCAACUUUGUGAUCGCUGGGUAUUCUUUCGGAACAUUAGUGGCCAUCGAGCUUGCUAGGCGUUUGGAGUCUGAAGGCCUCAGCGGUCGUCUCGUAUUGAUUGAUGGUUCACCUGACCACAUGAAGGCACUGUGUAAUCAGCACCUAAUCUUAGAUGAUGAGGCGCAGUUACAAUCUAUUUUGUUACUGGAAUUAAUGGAUACAAUCGGUCCGUCCAUCAGAGCAAAGCUUGCGGUAGAUUUACGAAAGUGCGUUACCUGGGAAGAAAAGUUGAUAGCGUUCACGAAUAAUGUACCUGCGGAUAAAAAUUUGAAAUUCACAGUAGAAGAGCAACAGGCCAUGUGCUCAUCUUUUUACAAUCGUAUCAAAGCUGUUCUGAACUACAACUUUCCAUCAUCGUCAUGCCUCAACACACCAAUAACCUUAAUCAGACCUCAGAUUCAGUCCGUUCGUACAAUAGCCGAAGACUACGGACUAGGUUCGAUCACUUGCAAGAAAGUGGAAAUAUGCUACGCGGCGGGUGACCAUGUCACGAUGUUGGACGAUGACAUUUGUGCACAGGCUAUUGAUGUCAAUUUCUUCACAAAUAAUGUCAUAUGCGAAUCAAAUGAGGCUCUACAUUAAAAUCAAGACUUCGUUCGCUCGAAGCACAUGCAUAUGGAUAUAGUCAAGUGGUUGUAAAUUUAACGCAGUGAUUACGAAUUCUGUAACAUACCUACUUGAGCAUUUGAAUCAUAUGUGUAUCAUUACCAAUACGUUACAUAGUGAUUUCCACACAAUAGUGUGUUCAUUAAAGAUGAUAAACAAAAUGAGUACCAAACGUAUAACACAACCAAACAAUGAACCUUUCUCAUUGGUAUAUCUGACACAAAUAAUUGUUUGAAUGUGA
This is a messenger RNA of Diprion similis, 7575 nucleotides long. RefSeq names its product fatty acid synthase-like. NCBI's taxonomy places the organism in Eukaryota, Metazoa, Arthropoda, Insecta, Hymenoptera, Diprionidae. The record is from RefSeq and is a predicted model, not a curated record. The transcript has 16 exons. Bases 102 to 7310 code for a protein of 2402 amino acids. Gene Ontology annotation, molecular function: 3-oxoacyl-[acyl-carrier-protein] synthase activity; oxidoreductase activity; phosphopantetheine binding. Gene Ontology annotation, biological process: fatty acid biosynthetic process.